AUGGAAGAUCGGUGCUCGAUCAAGAACGAUGUCACUGAAUUGAUCGGUAACACACCAAUGGUGUAUCUAAACAAAGUUGUUGAUGGUUGUGUGGCCCGUAUAGCCGGAAAGCUUGAGAUGAUGGAGCCUUGCUCUAGCGUCAAGGACAGAAUCGCUUUAAGUAUGAUCAUAGAUGCAGAAGAAAAAGGGUUGAUUAAACCCGGAGAGAGUACAUUGAUUGAGCCAACGGCUGGUAACACGGGGAUUGGUUUAGCCUGCAUCGCUGCUGCAAGAGGGUAUAAAGUGAACCUUUUGAUGCCUUCAACGAUGAGCUUAGAGAGGAGAAUCAUUCUAAAAGCAUUAGGUGCAGAGCUUCAUCUCACAGAUAUGAAGAUAGGCAUUACAGGAAUGCUGAAGAAAACUGAAGAGAUACUAAGCAAAACUCCUGGUGGUUUCGUUCCACAACAGUUUGAAAAUCCUGCAAACCCUGAGGUUCAUUACAGAACCACGGGUCCGGAGAUAUGGAGAGAUUCAGCAGGGAAAGUAGAUAUAUUGGUUGCUGGUGUUGGAACCGGUGGAACUGUUACUGGAGUUGGGAAGUUCCUCAAAGAGAUGAAUAAAGACAUUCAGGUUUAUGCGGUGGAACCUCUAGAAAGUCCGGUACUCAGCGGUGGAGAACCAGGUCCACAUUUGAUCCAAGGGAUUGGCUCUAGUAUCAUCCCAACCAAUUUGGACUUAACCAUUGUUGAUGAAGUCAUUCAAGUGAGAAGUGAGGAUGCUAUUGAAACAGCCAAGCUUCUUGCUCUCAAAGAAGGAUUGUUGGUGGGGAUAUCCUCUGGAGCAGCAGCAGUAGCGGCGUUAAAGGUUGCAAAGAGGCCAGAAAACGCAGGGAAACUCAUUGUGGCGAUUUUUCCCAGUGGAGGAGAGCGUUAUUUAUCGACUAAACUGUUCGAUUCUGUUAGAGAUGAAGCAGAGAAAUUGCAGAUUGAGUGA
Messenger RNA from Thlaspi arvense, 972 nucleotides. The record is from the annotation of a GenBank genome assembly. Lineage: Eukaryota; Viridiplantae; Streptophyta; Magnoliopsida; Brassicales; Brassicaceae.